AGAUGUAGUUUGACUUCUCAGCAGGAAGGACGUGCUUGAUAAAAUAACUGCGAUUAUGUGAUUUAUUUUUGUGAAAUAAAAAAAAUUUUAUAAAUUAUUUUGUGCUAAAUUUUGAACAAAAUGUGGUUCACACGUUUUUUUUAUAUUUUAAUUUUUGUGGUGGCCGUUAAUUCAACACCGCCUAUAAGUUUUGAAGCUAAUCCAGAUACAAAACGCCUCUACGAUGACUUGCUUAGCAAUUAUAAUCGCCUGAUACGUCCAGUGGUGAAUAACACAGAAACCUUAACUGUUUGGUUAGGUUUGAAAUUGUCCCAAUUGAUUGAGGUGAACUUAAAGAAUCAAGUCAUGACAACGAAUCUCUGGGUAAAACAGCGUUGGUUUGAUUAUAAAUUACGUUGGAACCCUGAAGAAUAUGGUGGAGUUGAACAACUUUAUGUACCAUCUGAGCACAUAUGGGUGCCUGAUAUUGUUUUAUACAACAACUGGGAUGGUAAUUAUGAGGUCACGUUGAUGACAAAGGCUACACUAAAAUAUACCGGUGAAGUAUUUUGGGAACCACCCGCAAUUUACAAAUCAUCUUGCGAAAUGAAUGUCGAGUAUUUCCCAUAUGAUGAACAGAUAUGCUUCAUGAAAUUUGGUUCAUGGACUUAUAAUGGCGCACAGGUGGAUUUGAAGCAUUUGGAUCAGGUGAGUUAG
Teleopsis dalmanni is the source of this 696-nucleotide messenger RNA. RefSeq names its product acetylcholine receptor subunit beta-like 2. Gene Ontology annotation, molecular function: transmembrane signaling receptor activity; acetylcholine-gated monoatomic cation-selective channel activity. The transcript is spliced from 4 exons. Gene Ontology annotation, biological process: nervous system process; regulation of membrane potential; signal transduction. Gene Ontology annotation, cellular component: synapse; postsynaptic membrane; neuron projection. The coding region runs from base 121 to 696 and encodes 191 amino acids. NCBI's taxonomy places the organism in Eukaryota, Metazoa, Arthropoda, Insecta, Diptera, Diopsidae. The record is from RefSeq and is a predicted model, not a curated record.